This is a messenger RNA of Rana temporaria (common frog), 2138 nucleotides long. RefSeq names its product mixed lineage kinase domain-like protein. The record is from RefSeq and is a predicted model, not a curated record. Gene Ontology annotation, molecular function: ATP binding; protein kinase activity. Lineage: Eukaryota; Metazoa; Chordata; Amphibia; Anura; Ranidae. Gene Ontology annotation, biological process: protein phosphorylation; cell surface receptor signaling pathway. The transcript is spliced from 11 exons. Bases 115 to 1689 code for a protein of 524 amino acids.
AUGUGAAGUAGCUGCAGCAGAGUUAAUGAAAGUUGAAUAUCAGGUGUGUUCCUAUACAGGCUGAAAGAGCUGACCACAGACUGAGACUCCACAUCUCUGCCUGCACACCAAGAGAUGGUGUUGUCUCAAGUCCUUGCUGUUGCCAAGACCAUCUACCAGCUGUGUGACAAGGCCGGAUCCAACAAGAAGCAAUGCCGCCGCCUAGAGAACAGACUCAGAAUGUUGCUGCUGCCUCUUAUGACUCUGGACAUGCGGUCGGAUAAGUCUGUGGCUCUGCAGGCAGUGGUAGAAGAACUGGACACCUUGCUUAAGAAUGCAAGGGAUUGGGUCAUUAAAUAUUCUCACCACUCCUGGUGGAAACGGGUACUCAAGGCCAAUAGCAUCAAGGAAGAAUUUGGCCUGAUAAACGAUCGGCUGGGGGAAUCGGCCACUCAUAUCUCCCUCCUGCUGGAUGCUGAACAGAGGUACAUGCUUGCCCAACAUAAGGAAAUACUUAUCCAACAAAAGGAGAUGAUUUCCCAACAGAUGAACAUGUUAUCUCAGUUCUUUUCAGAGAACACCAGGAAGAAGGAGAACCGAGAAGAUCUAGAAGAAGAUCUGAAGGCGCUCCGCACUUCCCUCAACAGUAAAGUAAUAUUGGAGUCUGGAAUGAAGAGCCUCGAAAUCAAACGGUGUCUGUUGUGCAAGGAUAAGCCAAGUGACCCGCUGUGGGAGGAAGAGACAAGUGACCUGAGAGUUAAACUGUCUCAAAUUAGUAUUGCAUGUCUCCGACCAAACUGGAACAUCACAGAAAUCCCGGUGAAAGAUCUGGAGCGAGGAGACCUAUUGCUGGAGCGAGCCACCCAUUACCUGUACCGGGGAGAGCUCCAAAACACCCCGGUGGCCAUCAAAGUGUUCAAGGAUCAGAAUGUGCAGACUGAAUUCAUUCGGAGGACAUUUCAGACUGAGAGCCAAACGAUGAAGAAAUUUGAGUGUUUGAAUAUUUUACAACUCUACGGUAUCUGUAUUGCUAAUUCAGGCCCACACACCCGCUACUCUCUGGUGAUGGAGUUGUGUGAGAAAGGGACGCUACGGGAACUGUUACAGACGGAACUGGACUUGAAAUGGGAUCAGAAAGUUCUUAUGGCUCUAGACGCAGCCAAAGCACUCUACAGGUUACAUCAGACUGAAGAAAAAGCUAUCCUCUGUGGGAAUCUGAGCAGUUCCAAGUAUUUGGUGGAUGGAAUGUAUUGUGUGAAGCUGUCAGGAUUUGGCCUCUCCAAGACAGAAUCUUCCAUCCGGAGACCCUCCAAUAUGGAGAGAAGGAAGGCCAGACAGCUGGAGUACAUCGCCCCUGAGACAUGGCAAGAUAUCAACGCCUACGACAAACGCAGUGAGGUUUACAGCCUGGGGGUGGUGAUGUAUGAAAUCGCUACUGGAAAACCGGCCUUUCACAACCUGGAGGUGACGGAGGACAAGCCGGGGGAGAUGCGGGAGAAGUGGUGGUCCUCGCUACACGAUGAACUUCCCUCUUCAUGUCCUGAUAUGUUCCGUGAUCUCAUUGGACGCCUCAUUCAGAAGAAUCCCAACAAUCGUCCGUCUGCUGGAGUAACUGUGGAUCUACUCAUGGCUCUUUGGAAUCAGAAAAUGUGCCCUGACCAGGAAUUCCGCUCUGCUCGUGCCUCUUUGGAAUCGGCAAACGCGCACUGACCAGGAAUUCAGCGACGGAAUAAAUGCAAGUGUUUGUUUGCAGCUACCUGAUUGGUCAAGGAGAACUUGUGGCGUACUGAUAUAGGAAAUGCUACCACCGCACAAUAUGGAAGAUUGCUUUUAGUAUUUAUUUUGGGAAUCUGAAGGAACUGAAGAUGAAGGAAGAAAACAAUUGGGUUUUAUAAGCUCUGUGCUAUUCCCAGGCUUUAAUGGGUAGAUGUCCCGCAAUCGGAGGCGGUAACGUUGCAAGACGGAUCUCCACACAUUUUAUCUGGGAAAAAAAAGCUCUGUCCACGUCCAAUGCUCGGCUCUGUUUAAAUAUGUGAAGCAUUUCUUUGUAUUUCACAAAGUCUGGAGUUAAAGAGAUUCUCUAGAUCAGAGAUAUGCAAUUAGCGGACCUCCCGCUGUUGCAGAACUACAAGUCCCAUGAGGCAUAGCAAGACCCUGUC